Eutrema salsugineum is the source of this 3613-nucleotide messenger RNA. RefSeq lists its product as uncharacterized. Bases 282 to 3488 code for a protein of 1068 amino acids. Lineage: Eukaryota; Viridiplantae; Streptophyta; Magnoliopsida; Brassicales; Brassicaceae. The transcript is spliced from 3 exons. The record is from RefSeq and is a predicted model, not a curated record.
GGAAAUUAGGGUUUAUUUAGUAUUUUAUUCUCUCUCUAAUCUUCUCCUGAACUAGUGGCUUUCGGGCUUCAAGCUUCUGGUUCUAUACUGUUGAACUAUUAGACUGCUUUCAAGUUCAAGGCGUUGUAUGAAGAUCUCGCAAUUCUUGUUUUAUCUAAUCAAGGAUGAAGUACAUUGUUUAAAGAUUUUGCAAUUUUUGUCUCUUGUAAUGGAAUGAGAUCUUUCUUCCCUUCGUCUGAUCUUUGAACUUCAGCUGAUUCAAAGAGGCUUCUUCGCUGAAAAUGGACUGUAACAAGGAUGAGGCCUCUAGGGCAAAAGCAUUGGCAGAGAAUAUGAUGCGGAAAGGUCAUUUUGCCAGGGCUCAGAAGCUUGUAAUGAAGGCUCAGAGUCUCUUCUCAGGUCUUGACAGCCUACCACAAAUGUUAGCCGUAUGUGAUGUCCAUUGUUCUGCCGACAACAAAAUCAACGAUCUUGAGAACUGGUAUGGUAUUCUUCAAGUUAUGCAUUUUUCUGACGAUGCUACAAUCAAGAAGCAGUACAAGAAGCUCGCUUUGCUUCUCCAUCCCGACAAAAACCAGUUCCCCGGUGCAGAGGCUGCUUUCAAGUUGAUUGGGGAAGCAAACAGAUUCCUCGCUGACAAGGAAAAACGGACUCAGUAUGAUAUCAAGCGCAGAAUCUAUUCACGGGUUUCUAGCCAACAGUGUGCAGAUGCAAACAAUGCCGGUGACGUUAACAAAGCUAUAUUCUGGACAUGUUGUGAGCACUGUGGCUGUAAGCAUAGAUACUUGAGACAAUAUGUGAACACGAAUAUGUUCUGUUCCAGUUGUCAAAGAUCCUUCAUGGCCUACAACACUGGAUUUAAUGGAGUACCGCCUAAAUCAAGCACUGGUCAAAAAGAAGUUCGAAAUCAAGGGGCUUGUAACACAUUUGUGAAUAAAAAUGUGGAUUCUAGUGGUGCUCAGACUGGAAAUGUAGCAGCUGAGAUGGAUAAAAAAGGUACUUUUAAAGAGAAAUUCAACAAGAAGAGUACUGCUGAGCCACCCAAAGCUGAUGGUUUGAAAGUACAACCUGAAGUUACAAAAUCAGAAACAGAUGCAUCAAAAUCUGUACCGGAUGAAUCAGUUUCAAGGUGUGAUCAAGCACCCUCUACGAGCAUGGACAAAAAAAGGAAGCGAAAAGUUGUUGACGAUCAUAGUGAGAGUACUUAUGUUGAUUCAAAAGAUAAUAAUAGGAGGACAUCUCAUAGGAAAAGUCGGCAGGCUUCUUGUGCAGACAAGGGAAGCAGUGAUUCUAUAAGCCCUCCAACAAAAAGGUCAAGAUCAAGUGUUGGCUCAAAAUCUGAGCGAACUAGGAAAAAUCAAAAUUGGGGUGUUGGAUCAAAGAUACGUCUUGGUUCUGGUGGUUCUUCCGCCUCUUCACGUGUCUAUAAUGGAAAAGUUAAGAAAAAUGUGGAUUCUGGAUAUCAAGAAAUCUCGGCAACCAAAGACAAAAAGAGUCAAGGAUCUGACGCACGUGGAGAAGGGAUGGGUAUGGCAGGAAAAAUUGACAAUAACCAUAAAGCUAAUGAUAAGCCUAUUACGCAGGAUUCACCUGAUCCAGACUUCAACAACUUUGAACCGACAAAAAGCUGUUUUGCUGUCAACCAGGUGUGGUCUCUGUAUGAUUUGACUGAUGGUAUGCCUCGGUUAUAUGCUCGAAUAGAAAAAGUGCUCGCUUCUGAGUUCAAACUGUGGAUUACGUGGAUCGACCCCUUACAGGAUAAUAAAGAGAACUCCAUUCCCAUUGCUUGUGGAAUCUUCCAAGAUGGGGAGUCACAGGAAGUAGACGAUCCUUUGAUAUUUUCUUGUCAGAUGCGUCACAUACCUCGUGACAAGAACAUAGUUAUUUAUCCAAGAAAAGGAGAAAUUUGGGCAGUUUUCAGAGGCUGGGAUAUUAGUUGGAGUGAUAGCUCGGAAAAUCAUAAACGAACUUAUGAAUAUGACUUUGUUGAAGUUUUGUCUGAUUUUAAUGACGUGAUUGGUCUUGGAGUGGCCUAUCUGGGAAAAGUGGAAGGGUUUGUUUCCCUAUUUCGCCGAGAUGCGAAGUGUGAAGUUCUCCAACUUCAAAUUCCACCUAGUGAGAUGCUUAGAUUUUCUCAUAAAGUUCCGUCAUUCAAAAUGACUGGAAAGGAGAGAGAAGGUGUUCCUCCUGGGUGCUUCGAAUUAGACACUGCUGCUUUACCUAAAGAUAUGUUCGAGUUUGAUAAUUCUAAAGUUGAUGCUGGGUUAGAUAGAGGAAGGCGGAAUGGUAAAACUGGUGGUCUUUUUUCUGAGGCUUCCAAGGUCGAAGUGCAUGCAAAAACUACGCUAGAGAGCAGUCUAUCUCCAAAGAAAUGUCACAAAAUUCAUGAAAAUCACAGUUCAUCAUCCAAAGCAGCUGAUGGAAUGAGCACCAAUCAUGUAUUGAACUCAGUGAAGAAGUCCAGAAAGAGUGUCAAAGCAGUGGAUGACUUGAAACUGCGAAAAUCUCCUCGUCGUUUGAGUGAAACAAACAACCAAGCAACUUCAAGGUCAGGCCAAGAAAAAGCUGAGAAGAAGAAUGGUAAUGAUGGUGAAUCCUGUGGACAGCCAGAUGGGUUUUGUUUAUCUGAUGAGAAGAUGGCUACCCCAAAGAAACCUGAGAAGAUUAUUGCGACUGAUUCAAGAAUCAGAAAAACACCUCGAGAACUACACAAGCCCACAGGAAACUCAAAGAAACGUGGGAGAAAUGAUGAGUCGUUGUCUCAGUCCAGAGGUAAAGGUUUGCCGACUCGGUUGAAUGGUGCUAUAAAAUCGUCAGAGCCAGAGACUCAUGGACCAUCAAGUUGCACAACUAGGCAAGUAAACACUUUUAACUUCGAGAACCAGAGAUCUGCGGACAAAUUCCGGAUUGAUCAAAUAUGGGCUAUAUAUAGCAAUGACAAAGGGAUGCCCAGAAAGUAUGGUCAGAUCAAGAGAAUCGACACAAGUCCUGAGUUGAAGCUACAUGUAGCACCUCUAGAGCUGUGUCGCCCUCCAAAUCUCAUGACACAUCCCGUGUGCUGUGGCCGCUUCAAGUUGAAAACUGGUAAAGCAGAAGUGCUUGUGCCUAGCAGCUUCUCACAUCAGGUUAAAGCCUUGAAGAGUAAUAUAAACAGAUUCGACGUAUACCCAGGGAAAGGUGAGAUUUGGGCUCUGUACAGGAACUUGAAUGCUGAGACUGAAGAAUUUGAGAUUGUGGAAGUAGUGGAAACCGACGAGCAGAGCAUACAAGUGGCGCUUUUGACUGCUAAAGCGUUUAACAAGCUUUUCUAUGGAAGGAGUCAAGAGUUAAAGGUUGGUUUUGUUGACAUUCCAAAGAUGGAAGUGAGUAGAUUCUCGCAUCAGAUUCCGGCGUUCAGACACGAGGGAAGUGCGACUCGGUCUGGAGAUGGGGAAUGCUGGGAGCUUGACUCUAAAGCAGUUUUUGAUCUCAUCACAAAGAACCCAUGAGUCUCUUUCUUUUUGUUAAUCUAACAUAUAUGUCUAGUUGCCAUACAACUCAUUGUGAGGUUAAGUUAGAAUUUAAUGUUAGUGUUGAGGAAAUUAGACUCGGCUGAAGCAAUAAUAUCAGUAGU